AUGACCAGCCCUCCCGACACCGCCGACCGCAGUUCGCUAAUCGAAACUCUUUCUUUCGAUCCCACCUCAUCUCUGCUCAGUACGUUGUUUUUCAUCUCCAUCAGCUUGAGUGCAUUUAGCUUUGUUUUUCCAUUCAAAUUCUCAUGGCUUUACCUGUUGUCGGUGUUGAUCAACGCCGUCAACCUCUUCCUCCAGGUGUUCUUCACGAUCAUGUACAGUGAUCUUGAAUGCGAUUACAUCAACCCUAUCGACCUUUGCAACCGCCUCAACGCCUACAUCAUCCCCGAAGCCGCUGUCCACGCGUUCCUGACCUUCCUCUUCGUGAUCAACGGAUACUGGCUCGCCAUCGUGCUGAACCUACCCCUCGUGUUGUUCAACGCCAAGAAGAUCUACGAGAACCAGCACCUUUUGGAUGCGACCGAGAUUUUCCGCAAGUUGAACGUGCACAAGAAGGAAUCCUUCAUCAAGCUUGGCUUCCACCUUCUUAUGUUCUUCUUCUAUCUUUACAGCAUGAUUGUUGCCCUGAUCCGUGAUGAGGGUAAUUGA
This is a messenger RNA of Penicillium roqueforti, 546 nucleotides long. Its product is annotated as cornichon family protein. Gene Ontology annotation, cellular component: COPII-coated ER to Golgi transport vesicle; endoplasmic reticulum membrane. The record is from RefSeq and is a predicted model, not a curated record. NCBI's taxonomy places the organism in Eukaryota, Fungi, Ascomycota, Eurotiomycetes, Eurotiales, Aspergillaceae. Bases 1 to 546 code for a protein of 181 amino acids. The transcript has 6 exons. Gene Ontology annotation, biological process: endoplasmic reticulum to Golgi vesicle-mediated transport.